AGAGACCGGCGCUUCCGGAGCGGGGUCCCGCGCCGAGCCCAGCCGAGCCCGGCCGCGCCGAGCCCAGCCGCGCCGUCCCGUCCCGUCCCGUCCCGUCGCGCCAUGGGCCGCCUCCGGCUGUACCUCUGCUGCUGCCUCGCGCUGAGCGCCGCCGCGGCGCAGGAGCCCGAGUACAGCUACGGCUGCGCCGAGGGCAGCUGCUACCCGGCCACCGGCGACCUGCUCAUCGGCCGCGCCGCGCGGCUCUCCGCCUCCUCCACGUGCGGCCUCCGCCAGCCCGAGCCCUACUGCAUCGUCAGCCACCUCCAGGAGGACAAAAAAUGUUUCAUAUGUGACUCCGAGGAUCCCUUCCAUGAUACUCUCAAUCCUGAUAGUCAUCGCAUUGAAAAUGUGGUCACCACAUUUGCUCCGAAUCGCCUGAAGCUUUGGUGGCAGUCAGAAAAUGGUCUGGAAAACGUGACUAUCCAGCUGAACCUGGAGGCUGAAUUUCAUUUCACUCAUCUCAUUAUGACCUUCAAGACAUUCCGUCCUGCUGCGAUGCUAAUAGAAAGAUCAUCUGAUUUUGGGAAAACAUGGCAAAUAUAUAGGUAUUUUGCAUAUGACUGUGAGAGCUCAUUUCCUGGAAUUUCAACUGGACCCAUGAAGAAAGUGGAUGAUAUAAUUUGUGACUCGCGGUACUCUGACAUUGAACCUUCAACUGAGGGAGAGGUAAUAUAUCGUGUUUUAGAUCCUGCUUUUAGAAUUGAAGAUCCAUACAGUCCAAGGAUUCAAAACCUAUUAAAGAUCACAAAUCUGAGAGUCAAAUUCAUCAAGCUGCACACGCUGGGAGAUAAUCUCUUGGAUUCAAGGAUGGAGAUCAGGGAGAAAUACUACUAUGCCAUUUACGACAUGGUGGUUCGCGGGAACUGUUUCUGCUACGGACAUGCCAGCGAGUGUGCGCCGGUGGACGGCCUCAAUGAAGAGGUGGAAGGAAUGGUCCACGGGCACUGCAUGUGCAGACAUAACACCAAAGGGCUAAACUGUGAACAGUGUUUGGAUUUCUACCAUGACUUACCCUGGCGACCAGCUGAAGGCCGCAACAGCAAUGCAUGCAAAAAGUGCAACUGCAACGGCCACUCCAGCCAGUGCCACUUCGACAUGGCCGUGUACAUGAGCACGGGGAACACCAGCGGGGGCGUGUGUGACGCCUGCCAGCACAACACGGUGGGGCGCAACUGCGAGCAGUGCAAGCCCUUUUACUUCCAGCACCCCGAGAGAGACCUGCGGGACCCCGACAUCUGUGAGCCUUGUAACUGUGACCCGGCUGGCUCCCAAAACGGGGGAAUAUGUGAUCGCUACACGGAUUUCUCUACUGGCCUGAUUGCCGGGCAAUGCCGUUGUAAAUUGUUUGUCGAAGGGGAGCGUUGUGACCUCUGCAAAGAAGGGUUUUACGGCCUGAGUGCCGACGACCCAGCGGGUUGUCAGUCUUGUGCAUGCAACCCUCUGGGUACCCAUCCCGGCGGGAAUCCCUGCGAUUCGGAGACGGGCAACUGCUACUGUAAACGUCUGGUAGCGGGAAAGCAGUGCAACCAGUGUCUGCCUGAGCACUGGGGUCUGAGCAACGACAUGGAUGGAUGUCGGCCUUGCGAUUGCGACCAGGGAGGAGCCUUGAACAACAACUGCUCGAGCGAGUCUGGCCAGUGCGAGUGCCGGCCCCACAUGUUCGGACGUCAGUGCAAUCAAGUAGAGCCUGGCUAUUACUUUAUUUCGCUAGACCAUUACAUCUAUGAGGCCGAGGAAGCCAACUUUGGUCCUGGCGUGAACAUAAUAGAGCGCCAGUACACGCAGGACCGCACACCGUCCUGGACCGGCGUCGGGUUUGUGCGCGUCCCGGAGGGGGCCUACCUGGAGUUUUACAUCGACAACAUCCCCUACUCCAUGGAGUACGAGAUCCUCGUUCGCUACGAGCCGCAGUUGCCAGAUCAGUGGGAAAAAGCUGUUGUCAGCGUGUCGCGGCCGGGCAAGAUCCCCACAGGUAGCCGAUGCGGCAACACAGUUCCUGAUGACGACAAUCAGGUCGUCUCGCUCUCGCCCGGCUCCAGAUACGUAGUUCUCCCCCGCCCGGUGUGCUUUGAAAAGGGCCUGAAUUACACAAUUCGCCUGGAGCUGCCCCAGUACUCCUCGGUGGACACCGAGAUGGAGAGCCCCUACACGCUCAUCGAUUCUCUCGUUCUCAUGCCGUACUGCAAAUCACUGGACAUAUUCACAGUGGGAGGCUCGGGCGAAGACGUGGUCACGAACAGCGCUUGGGAAACUUUCCAGAGAUACCGGUGCCUGGAGAACAGCAGGAGCGUUGUGAAAACCCCGAUGACGGACGUCUGCAAGAACAUAAUCUUCAGCAUUUCUGCUCUCUUGCAUGAGACCGCGUUGUCGUGCCAGUGCGACCCGCAGGGCUCGCUGAGCUCGGUAUGCGACCCCAGCGGAGGCCAGUGCCAGUGCCGCCCCAACGUUGUUGGAAGACAGUGCGACAGAUGCGCUCCUGGCACCUUCGGCUUUGGCCCUCAUGGAUGCAGGUCCUGCGAGUGCCACCUCCGAGGCUCCUACAACGCCUUCUGCGACGCGGAGACAGGCCAGUGCCACUGCUUCCCCGGCGUGUACGGGCGGCAGUGCGACCGCUGCCUGCCCGGCUUCUGGGGCUUCCCCGCCUGCCAGCCCUGCCACUGUAACGGCCACGCGGACGACUGCGACCCCCACACCGGCGCCUGCCGCGGCUGCCGCGACCGCACAGCUGGCCACAGCUGCGAGAGGUGCCUGCCCGGCUACUACGGAGACCCUGUCCUGGGGUCGGGCGAUCACUGCCGCCCUUGCCCUUGCCCCGACGGCCCCGAAAGCGGACGCCAGUUUGCCAGCGGCUGCUACCAGGAUCCGGUCACGCUGCAAGUCGUGUGUGUCUGCAAUGUGGGAUACAUAGGCAGCCGGUGCGAUGAAUGUGCGUCUGGCUUCUUCGGGAGCCCCGGCGAGGUUGGCGGCACCUGCCAGCCCUGCCAGUGCAACGGCAACAUCGACACCACCGACCCCGAGGCCUGCGACAAGGAGACGGGGGCCUGCGUCAAGUGCCUGUAUCACACGGAGGGCGAAAACUGCCACCUCUGCAAGCAGGGCUACUACGGCAGCGCCCUGCAGCAGGACUGCCGGAAGUGCGUCUGCAACGCCCUGGGCACGGUGCGGGAGCACUGCGACGCCGCGGGGGAGUGCCGGUGCGAGGCGGCCACGGGGCAGUGCCGGUGCCUUCCCAGUGUGGUGGGGCGCGCCUGCGACCGCUGCGCGCCCCACACGUGGCACCUGGCCAGCGGCGCCGGCUGCGAGCCCUGCGACUGCGACACCACCCGCUCCCUCGGGCCCGCCUGCAAUGAGUUCACGGGGCAGUGCCAGUGCAUGCCGGGCUUCGGAGGCCGAACCUGCCGCGAGUGCCAGGAGCUCUUCUGGGGCGACCCCGGCGUGGAGUGCCGAGCAUGCGACUGCAACCCUCGAGGCAUCCAGACGCCGCAGUGCGACCGCGCCACGGGCCAGUGCCUCUGCAACGAAGGGGUGGAGGGGCCGCGCUGCGACCAGUGCAGCCGGGGCUACUCGGGCUUCUUCCCCGACUGCGUGCCGUGCCACCAGUGCUUCGCCCUCUGGGACGCGGUCAUCGGCGAACUGGCCAACAGGACCCAGCAGUUCCUGGACAGAGCUAAUGCCCUGAAGAUCACAGGUGUCACCGGCCCGUAUCAGCAGACGCUCAACACUCUGGAGGAGAAACUCGGUGAAAUUAAAACCAUCAUUGCUCAAAAUCCGGCUGCCGAGCCUCUGAAAAACAUCGGCAAUCUCUUUGAGGAAGCAGAAAAGCUGACAGCAGAUGUUACAGUUAAGAUAGCUGACAUAGAAGAAAGCCUUUCAGCAUUAGCCCUGGAAAGCAAUAGCACAGAUAUGGACCUGAGCGUGCUGGAGACAGAUGCCAAGAGCCUGGACCAUGUGGUGAAGGAGCUCGCGGAACAGCUGGAGUUCAUCAAGAUCUCCGAUGUGCGGGGAGCCUUGGACAGUAUCACCAAGUACUUCCAGAUGUCCCUUGAGGCAGAAGAUAGGGUCAAUGCCUCCACCAUUCACCCAGGCAGCAUGGUGGAAGCAUCAGUGCAAACGCGCCAGGAGGUGGAAGACUUAAUCAACGAGAAGGAGGCCCAGUUCAAGGUGAAACAGGAGGAGCAGUCGCGCCUGCUCGAUGAACUGGCGGGCAAGCUGCAAAGCCUGGAUCUCUCUGAAGUCGCCGAGAAGACAUGCGGAGCUCCCUCGGGAGUGUCGUGUGCUGAAUCCGAAUGUGGCGGGUUGAACUGCCGAACAGCCGAGGGACAGAAGAAGUGUGGGGGACCUGGCUGCGACGGGCUGGUGACCGUAGCGCACACCGCCUGGCAGAAAGCCAUGGAUUUUGACAGAGACAUCCUCAGCGCCUUAGCAGAAGUUGAGCAACUCUCCAAAAUGGUUUCUGAGGCGAAACAGAGAGCAGAUGAAGCAAAACAAAAUGCCCAGGAAGUUCUGCUCAAAACGAACGCUACGAAAGAACAAGUGGACAGAAGCAACGAAGACCUGAGAAACCUCAUUAAACAGAUUAGAGACUUCCUAAUGCAAGACAGCGCUGAUCUGGACAGCAUUGAGGCAGUGGCUAACGAAGUGCUGAACAUGGAGAUGCCAAGCACGCCCCAGCAGCUACAUGCUCUGACAGAAGAUAUUCGUGAGCGUGUAGAAAGUCUUUCUGAUGUUGAGGUUAUUCUGCAGCAGAGCGCUGGGGACAUCGCCAGAGCAGAAAUGCUAUUGGAAGAAGCUAAAAAAGCAAGCAAAGGUGCAACAGAUGUUAAAGUCACUGCAGACAUGGUGAAAGCAGCACUAGAAGAAGCUGAAAAAGCUCAAAAUGCAGCUGAAAAAGCCAUCAAACAAGCUGAUGAAGAUAUUAAAGGAACUCAAGAUCUGCUGACCUCAAUUGAAUCUGAAAAUGCAGCAUCUGAAGAAACAUUGAACAAUGCUACCUUACGCUUGUUUAAGCUAGAAAGGAGUGUUGAAGAUCUUAAGCAAAAGGCUACUACAAAUUCAGAGAAUGUGGACAAUAUAGAAGAAAAAAUUGGUGUUGCGAAGAAAAAUGCUGAAGAAGUUAAACAGGUCCUCAAUAACGAGCUGAACAGCAAGUAUAAAACAGUGGAAGAUCUCAUUGCCAAAAAGACAGAAGAAUCAGCUGAUGCUAGGAGGAAGGCUGACAUGUUGCAAGAUGAAGCUAAAGCACUGUUGGCUCAAGCAAACAGCAAACUCCAGCUGCUCAAAGACUUGGAGAAUACAUACGAAAACAACCAGAAAGUUCUGGAAGACAAAGCCAAGCAGUUGGUGGAGCUGGAAGAGACAGUUCGCUCCCUCCUACAGACAAUCAGUCAGAAAGUUGCUGUUUAUAGCACUUGCUUAUAAAUGGGGGCAGAAAAUGCUUGAUGAAAUGUGUUCAGGAUGGGUUUUUACAGGUAUUACACUAGCUCUUUUUUGACAUUACACUAAGACCUGAUAAAGUGAACAGGUCUGAUAUUGACUUUAAGUCACAGAACCAAAGACAAGUAAUUUUUUGAUGUUGAAAAUAAACAGUACUUUUUUAUCACUGUA
Dromaius novaehollandiae (emu) is the source of this 5646-nucleotide messenger RNA. It is a transcript of the gene LAMB1, whose product is annotated as laminin subunit beta 1. NCBI's taxonomy places the organism in Eukaryota, Metazoa, Chordata, Aves, Casuariiformes, Dromaiidae. The record is from RefSeq and is a predicted model, not a curated record. The transcript is spliced from 33 exons. The coding region runs from base 103 to 5460 and encodes 1785 amino acids. Gene Ontology annotation, cellular component: laminin trimer. Gene Ontology annotation, biological process: substrate adhesion-dependent cell spreading; basement membrane assembly; cell migration.